ACCUUGGCGGCACCGCUCGCUGCUCAGGGUCGAGGAAAGCAAGCACAGCAGUCACCCUCACCCCGCACGCCUUCCUACCCCUGCCUGGUGCCUCCCGCCGGCCUAGAGAGUGGAGCAGCAGGCACAGUAGACGCAGCAGACUAGCAGCCCACCCACCACAACUUUCCUACUCUCAUCUCCCGCUUCGAGGAACUGACGGGACAGCAGCCAUCACAGGAACUGCGUGACCUUGAACAUUCAUUCCUUCAUCACGGUGGUAUUAGAAAGAAUCUUGCCCGGCUACCUCACCACUCACCGCUCACCGCGCACCACACUCACCACACGCUCGCCGCCGCGCCGACGCCUGCAGCAAGAUCCUCAGCCUAGACCGGUCACCAAGUACAACAUUAAAGACAAGAUCAAGACGUGUGAGACUGAGUAAAGAGAAAGGGAGGAGAGGAAGAGAGUGAGAGUGUGUGAGAGAGAGAGAAGGAAAAAAAACAACUUGCCAUUGUCCAAGAGGUGAAAGUUUAAGAAUGAGGAAAAAAACAGUUGUUGCUCAGGAAAUGUGGAAAUAGUUGAAAUAUAAAGGAAAAACACAGCAGUAGAAAUCAAGGCAAACAAACUGUCAGUGAUUAAAAAGUGUAAGAAUAACAAGAAAAAAGAAAAAUAGCAAAAGAAAUUCUAGUUAACAUCACCACCACCACCACCACCAACAACAACACCAACAACAACAGCAUCAACAACAACAGCAGACGCAGCAACAACAAUGGGUUUCAAUCUGCAGUGUGUUGCCAACUCCGGCGUGACUCUCGGCGUGCUGGACCUGCUCCACGGGCUCGCUACCCUCGCCUUCUACAGUUACCAGUUCGGGACUCACUUCAACUGCAGGUGGAGUCACGGCAUCAGGUGGUGUCGCUACUACCUCGAGGAGACCAACCACAGCCAGAGGGUCGACCUGGGCAUGGGAGAGGGAGUGUUGUGCAUCAUCUUCGCCAUUCUGCUCAUCGUCGCCCUCAGAAAGUACAAUUGGUGGCUGGUGUGGGCGUGGCUGACGAAGGCGCUGGCGGUGGUGGGUCUGAAUGGGUACUUCAUCACGGUGUGGGUUCUGGAGACGUCACGCCACUAUCACCAAUUUUGGAACCGCCACAACUACGACCAAAAUCAAGUGUUCCUGUUGGCCGGUAUCAUCCUCACUCUCGCCGAGCUGAUCUUCAUGUUCGUCUUCUGCUGCAUUGUGGGUUCCUUCACGCAUAAGAUUCGUAAGCAGCGCGUGCCCACCAUGGAGACUGACAUAUAGGAAGCCUGUGCCAGGAUGAGGGUGUCUACUGCUCGUCCCGCCCCGUGCUGCCCUCCGGCCGUGGCGCGAGGAAGGGCAAGCUGCUCUGAUGGUCAACAUGUGAAGGGAGAAAAUGUGUCGCAAGUCCGGUAUUUCACCACCACCUCACCGCGCCUUGGAAUGAUGAAAGUGAUGAAUUUGUGGUUUUAAAUAACUCGUGUGUGUUUCUCUCGAGUGUUUUGGAUUGCUAAUUGAGAGACUUUAAGGUUGUUUUUUCAUAGUUUUAGUGAGUUUAUCAAGGGUUUUGUGACUGUAGAGUGGAAGGAUCUUGAAAACAGGACUAGUCAUCUUUGCGGCCUUUAGAAAAACAGUUCUUGUGAGAUUGAAAGUGCUUUUAAAUUAGUGUUUGUUUCACAUUUCUACUUUUAUUUCUACUUUUUUUCUCUCUCUCUGUGGUUAAAUGAUGUGUUGAAUUUCAUGAAUUUUUUUUUUUUUUUCAUUGUAUUUGUCAGUAUGAAUUUAUUUACUGAGGAGUGUUUUAAGAUUGCGAGUCUUAAUGUUUACGUAACUUUCCUUUCGCUUUUCUUUCGUUUUUUGUUCCGUAGUUCAAUGUUGUUUUGUUUUAUUACUGUAUGUAUUUGUAUGACUUGACUGACAGCGAUCUGGAUUUUGGUGUUAAAAAGUUUGAAUUUGAGGUCAGAAAGUCAGUCAGCAUUGCCUUAGAAAUACGAGCGAUCUAAACAG
Portunus trituberculatus (swimming crab) is the source of this 2002-nucleotide messenger RNA. RefSeq lists its product as uncharacterized. The transcript has 6 exons. Lineage: Eukaryota; Metazoa; Arthropoda; Malacostraca; Decapoda; Portunidae. Bases 749 to 1279 code for a protein of 176 amino acids. The record is from RefSeq and is a predicted model, not a curated record.